Messenger RNA from Cinclus cinclus, 2370 nucleotides. RefSeq names its product centrosomal protein 68 (gene CEP68). NCBI's taxonomy places the organism in Eukaryota, Metazoa, Chordata, Aves, Passeriformes, Cinclidae. The transcript is spliced from 6 exons. The record is from RefSeq and is a predicted model, not a curated record. Bases 40 to 2277 code for a protein of 745 amino acids.
CGAGGCUCAGCAUCGUCCUGCGGAAGAAGCUCGGUCCUGAUGGCCGUGGAUGUGGGAAAAUCACCUUCUGAAGAGUCACUGAGCAGGAAGGCCGAGGGCGAUGGGACAUGGGACAGCGCAGACACGGAGACGGAUUUCCCGGAGCUGGCAGGGAGCCUGCACCAGCUUUUAGGGACAGAGGAAGCCAAGCCCAGCCUGCAAGGGACAGCGAGCGUGGCAGUGAGCAGACACGGUCACAUGGCCACUGGUGUUACCCAGGGAGGCUCAAGCUGCCACCCAGAAGUGUCUUCAGCAUCUGCACCCGGACUUCCCAGAGCAAGAGCAGGGAAAGGGGUGUUAGUGGAGAGAGCUGCUGUUGGUGGCCCUGUGCCUGGUCGAGGUGGCCGCUGGUUUGUCUCUUCAGAAGAACAGCAGGUGAAGGCAUUGGGCUGUUGGGACCCGGUGUCCAGCCCUCCCAGCCAGCGCAGCUCUGCCGGGGAGAACAUCCUUGCUGGCAGCCACCACGAUGCCCUUGUUGGCCGUCGGAGACAAAGUCUGGGAGCUCAAUCCCCGUGUCCUUCCACCCCAGAGCUCCUGCGGCCCCCAACCCCGCCCAGCCCCGAGAGCGCCCUGCGGAGCCGCUCCGUGCUGAGCCUCUCCGCUCUGUCUUCAGAAGGAAACGGUCCCUCCGAGGGGCCGUCCGGAAGCUUGCCUGCCAGCACGGAUGUCCCUUCUCCUGCGGCCACCGCGGCUGCCCAGGACCUGUGCUGCCGAGAGGGAGCGGAAGGCAAGGCCCUGCAGAGGCGGGAGCCCCCGGACCCUGUGCUUGAUUACCGCAGCACCGUGGGGCGCAUCCGGGAGAUUUCCUCCUACCAAGCGGAUUACUGGGCCUGUGCCAUUCCGGAUUCACUGCCCCCGUCUCCGGACCGCAGCUCACCCCACUGGAACCCCAACAAAGAGUACGAGGACUUGCUGGACUAUGCUUACCCGCUGAAGCCGAGGUACAGGCUGGGAAGGAUGCCGGAGCCUUUCCUCCAUGAUUCAGGAAUAGGUAUGGACAGCUUUUCUGCUUCUCCUGAGGGCGUGUCCAGGUCCACCAGCAUCUACAGCCGAGCUGGGCAGGCUCGGGGAAGCAGAGAAAAUGGACUUUGGGAGUUUGUGGCCUCUGCAGAGAGAUUCUCCACCCCAAGGGCUGGAAAAAGAGGCUGCUCAGGAGCUGGCUCUUACUAUGAACCUUUACCUAUUGCCAAAACAUCGUUUGCAAGGAGUGCUUCCUCUCAUCCUUCCAGAGGUUUUGCUACGGAUGUAAGGGUGGAAUCAUCUGGGCCAAGCUCACCUGGGCGCCCUGCUGCCGAUGGGAGAAGCUGGGAUACCAGAGGAACCCCCUGCCCAUACUACACAGAGCAGGUGAAAAACACCAGUUGGUUUUUACCCACUACAGGAGUGCUCCCCCUGAGAAAGGAGUGGGAGGGUGACGAAGAAUUUCUUUCCCUGCCUCCAAGACUGCAGGAGCUGGAAAGGUUGGCUCAAUUUUUGUCCAAUCUUUCCUUAACUAUAAGGAUACCCGGGCAUGACCACCAUAGCCUUCCACAUCACAGCACCAGCAAGCAGCCCCUUUCAUCCAGGAUGGCUCCUUUUGGAGAAGUGAGAGGCAGGAAUGACAGAGGGAACAUUGUGGAUUAUGCUGGGCUGUGGCAACACCACAGCUCCCAAAAGCCCAGCUGGGAAAACGCAGAAUCAUAUGGCUGGAUCCAUAGGGAUCCUCCCCAGGGGCUUUAUCUACCAACUGGUCUCAGGGACACACUGGAUGGGAUGUGCCUAAAUGAAGCACGGGUCAAGGGGCAUCCAAAGAAGAGCCAGCAGGAAGAGUCCCUUAUGCAGUGUGUUAAGAUGUUUUGCUGCCAGCUGGAAGAGCUGAUCCGUUGGCUGUACACUGUGGUGGAUGUCACCAGCAGCUGGGUGCCGCCCUCGCCGGAUGCUGAGAGCGUGUCGGCAUCGCUGCACCGCUACCUGGAGUUCAGGAAGGAUGUGGCUGACCACCGGAGCUUGACUGAGAGUGUGCUGAAGAGGGGGGAAGCUCUCCUGGACUGCAUGGCAUCGAAUUCACCAGCUCUGAAAGACACACUGGGUCUGAUUGCCAAGCAGUCGGAAGAGCUGGAAAGCCGUGCAGAGCUCCUGUACAAGUCCAUCCUGGCUGCUGUGGGCCCCGUGCGGGGCGAGGACGUGGGGCAGGACAAAGGGGGUGCAGCACACGGCUGCUCCCUGGGUGCUGCUUCUGUCAGACCUAGGCUGCGGUAGCCCAUCUCAGGAGGGCUGAGAAGAAUUGCAGCAAGCACCAAACCACCUCCAUCACCUCUCCAGAGAUGCCAAAAUCUGUGUCCAGUUACCCAC